This is a messenger RNA of Zophobas morio, 1515 nucleotides long. RefSeq lists its product as uncharacterized. The record is from RefSeq and is a predicted model, not a curated record. The transcript is spliced from 4 exons. Bases 176 to 1240 code for a protein of 354 amino acids. Lineage: Eukaryota; Metazoa; Arthropoda; Insecta; Coleoptera; Tenebrionidae.
UUUCAACGCCACGGUAACGCUCCAGCACCCAUUCAAAGGGUUGGUUUUCGCCAGGGAUUUUUCGCACGAGUGUAACACCCUGGGUACUUUGUCGAACUCGGUUACCGUAAGUCUCUCGACUUCGGGCUGCGGCAUCCGCUUGAGCUCCAGAAUCAACGAAAACUCCCACAAGGAAAUGGUCUACAGCGUGGUCUUAGUGGCACAGCAAGAUCGUCACCUACGACAAAUCGCCGACCAAGAAAAGUACCUGGAGUGCGUCGUCGAAGACGACGCUUUUUCAAUCAAAAGCAACUCCGUAGCCCAAGCGCUUAAAACAACUCUAUUGGAACGCACCAACAAAAACCAAAGAAGCGGUAGAAUGAAGAAAGAAGACACCAAAGACCUGGUGGGUGAAGAAAUGAACGAAGCGCUCUCUGCGUCUCGUGCCUGGAUGGAAAUCACCCCCGAAGACCAACUCCACAAGUUCACUGACACCCUCAAAGUCGGCGAGUCAGCGAUCCUCACCCUCAAAUCAACCCUACCCUCUGGAAUCGGCUGGAAAGUCGUUGAGUGCGUCGCUCACGAUGGUCUAGGAGACUCCUCCCAGAGGCUCCUAGACGAUGAUGGGUGCCCCAUCGACGAACUGCUACUCCCAUCGCCGCAGAUGGGUCCCGUUCAGGCGAUUUCGCUCAUGAAGCACCAAGAAGCUUUUGCUAAGUUUGCUGCCUUCAAGUUCCCGGAUCGAGAUAGGUUGCAUCUGUCGUGCUACUUGGAGUUGUGUCGAGGUUCUUGUCCUAAUGUGGAUUGUGGGGCGAAGAGUGAAGGUUUGGAGAAUCGUUUGGGGAGGACUUUGGCCAAAGGGACUCAAGGGGAGGUUCUGGAUAGGCUGAAGGUGUUCAAUAGCGUCGAGGUUCUGGCACCAGCGAUCGACGAUUUGAGGAAAAGUGACAAUUUGCAAAUUAGUGAACCGGAAACCUUCCCCUUCACGAACCUCCCCGGCGACAGAACGUUCUGCGUGUCUCCGGAUAAAAUCGCCAUUACUUUCUGUGUGCUAGGAAUCGUCUUCCUGUGUGCCGUCGUGGUGGCGGCCUUGGCCCUUAUCAGAGGCCGAAAGGGCGGAAACGAGGGCCCUUUUUACACAAGGAGUUUAUUUUCUAGCAGCAGCGGCGGCUCGGCGUACGGGAGCAAAUUGUUGCUGCAUGAAAGCCCGUGUUUAGGGCAGCCGCCGACGAGGAGGAUGCCCUACGGAAGAAUACUGUAGGGCUUCUACUAUUUAUUUUUUGUAUAUAUUAUAUGGGGGGUAAUUGGUGGGUUGGGGCUUCAGUUUGUCUGACUUUUUCAAGUUCCGGUGUCUGUUUAGUGUUAGAUAGGGUACCUAGGGUUUUUAAUAGUAGGAACUUUGAAAUGUCAGAUAAAUUUAGAAAUUUUUGUAUUGUGAGCUUUGUGAUAAAUAUAAUAAACGUUCGGAGUGUCAAGGUUUUAUUUAAAUCGUCUACUUAAGACACAAACAUUAAUAGAAUAAAAAUACAAACGAAA